Nycticebus coucang (slow loris) is the source of this 727-nucleotide messenger RNA. Its product is annotated as proteasome subunit beta type-3. Gene Ontology annotation, biological process: proteasome-mediated ubiquitin-dependent protein catabolic process. Gene Ontology annotation, cellular component: proteasome core complex, beta-subunit complex; proteasome core complex. The transcript has a single exon. The record is from RefSeq and is a predicted model, not a curated record. Lineage: Eukaryota; Metazoa; Chordata; Mammalia; Primates; Lorisidae. The coding region runs from base 54 to 671 and encodes 205 amino acids.
ACUGAAACCGAUUUACUGGAGUUGCACAUUGAGGGUCCUAGUACAUCGCAAAUAUGUCUAUUAUGUCCUAUAAUGGAGGGGCCGUCAUGGCCAUGAAGGGGAAGAACUGUGUGGCCAUCGCUGCAGACAGGCGCUUCGGGAUCCAAGCCCAGAUGGUGACCACGGACUUCCAGAAGAUCUUUCCCAUGGGAGACCGUUUGUACAUCGGUCUGGCCGGCCUCGCCACUGAUGUCCAGACAGUUGCCCAGCGCCUCAAGUUCCGGCUGAACCUGUAUGAGUUAAAGGAAGGUCGGCAGAUCAAACCUUAUACCCUCAUGAGUAUGGUGGCCAACCUUUUGUAUGAGAAACGGUUUGGUCCCUACUACACUGAGCCAGUCAUUGCUGGGUUGGACCCGAAGACCUUUAAGCCCUUCAUUUGCUCUCUAGACCUCAUUGGCUGCCCCAUGGUGACUGAUGACUUUGUGGUCAGUGGCACCUGCGCUGAACAAAUGUAUGGGAUGUGUGAGUCCCUCUGGGAGCCUAACAUGGAUCCAGAACACCUGUUUGAAACAAUCUCCCAAGCCAUGCUGAAUGCCGUGGACCGGGAUGCAGUGUCAGGCAUGGGAGUCAUUGUCCACAUCAUUGAGAAGGACAAAAUCACCACCAGGACACUGAAGGCCCGAAUGGACUAACCCUGUUCCCAGAGCCCACCUUUUUUUUUUUUUUGAAAUAAAAUAGGCUUUCAUUC